Messenger RNA from Dicentrarchus labrax (European seabass), 1001 nucleotides. It is a transcript of the gene hspb6, whose product is annotated as heat shock protein, alpha-crystallin-related, b6. Gene Ontology annotation, molecular function: protein folding chaperone. NCBI's taxonomy places the organism in Eukaryota, Metazoa, Chordata, Actinopteri, Moronidae. Bases 138 to 572 code for a protein of 144 amino acids. The record is from RefSeq and is a predicted model, not a curated record. Gene Ontology annotation, biological process: protein refolding; response to heat. The transcript is spliced from 4 exons.
CCAGAGGAGAUCGGAGACAGACAGACGGGCGCACCAGCUCAUCGCACUUGUACCUCAUUUAGGACUUCACGCAAGCGGUUGACCAGGGGCUGUCCUUUCCCCGUUUGCAUAUUUGGUCAGGGAAUUUAAGAAGAGAAAUGGACUUCAUCCUGCCACCCACUCUGCCAGCUGGUGGUAUCCCAUGGGAGAAGGUUUUGCCACCUCUUAUUCCUCGGCUGAAUGGGACUUAUGGACAAUAUAAGUGGUCUCCUAAGUUACUAAUGCCAGAGACUGAGAACAACAGCUCUGCAGAGGUGAACUGUGAUGACAGCGGUUUUACAGUUCAAGUGGAUGUAAAGGACUUCAACCCAGAGGACCUAAUGGUCAAGGUGAUCGGUGACUUUGUUGAAGUGCAAGGAAAGCAUGAAGAGAAAAAGGAUGGUUCGGGGUUUACAACGCGGCAGUUUAACCGGCGCUACAGAAUCCCAAAGGGCGUGGACACCAUGGCUUUGGAGUCAGCGGUCUCUCCAGAUGGCAUCCUUGUCAUAUCUGCACCGAUGCUGCAAACCGAGAACUCCAGAAUCCUGACCUGAUCGCAUUAAUACCAAACACUCUAAUCUCUGCCAUCUUCACCAUGUAUGACAAAAAAACAAAUGCAACACAAGCCUUUAUGAACACACACAGGCAUAAACAGAAAUAACUUUAGGCUCCUCCAGUCACAGCAACACUCAGCAUGUGCCAAGACACUCUGUUCCUGGCACUGUUUUAAUAUUCCCUGCUCUCUGAGGUUUGUAUAUACUGCCCUACUGUUACUCAGCAAUCUUAUAUAAUGUUUCAAGGAACCAGUCUUUGUAAAUAUUCUGUGUUCACAGGUCUGCUUUUUUUGUGCAACUUUUGUAAAAUGCACUGUUUUGUGAUUGUGAUUAAUGAUGCACACAUACAUAUCGCCAAACUCUUUAAUGUGGAAAUAUUUCUUUCAAAAAUAAACUUUAUUUCUUUAUAAAAUAAAAAAAGUGACUACA